CGCUCGGUGAACCUGAAGGACCAGGAGCAUCCGAAGAACCAAAAGCACCCGGAGGACCUAAAGAACCAGGAACAUGCGGAGAACCAAAAGCACCCGGAGGACCUAAAGAACCAGGAGCAUGCGAAAAACCAAAAGCCCCUGAAGGUCCCGCUGUAGCAGAUGUAUUUAAACCUGGAGUGAUCCAAUUUCAUUUCUCGUUCAGCAGUUAUGGGGAAGAAACAAUAAUUUUAGGAUUGUUUCAGUUGUUUCAUUGUAAGCCUAAAGAGUUAAGCGUAUCCGCCGGUAAAAUCAAUCUUAAUAAUUUACACGAAUUCACAGAAGCGCUGGAAAAUUCACAGAUUGUUGAUAAUGGGUAUGGUAGUCCAGCUAUUCGCCUUAGUAUUCAUAGUUCACUUGAUGCAUUUGUGGGGGAAAAGUUUAUCGUUUGUUGUAAGCAACAUGUAAUUGCAUCUACCACUAUCAAAUCUAGUACUGAUAUUCAAUAA
This is a messenger RNA of Dentiscutata heterogama, 485 nucleotides long. The record is from the annotation of a GenBank genome assembly. Lineage: Eukaryota; Fungi; Glomeromycota; Glomeromycetes; Diversisporales; Gigasporaceae.